AUGGUUUUAUUAACAGUGUUCACACUGUUAUUACUUCCUCACACAGUAUGCAGUACUCAUUUCACUAAGUGCACCAUCAGUGAUUCUCUUUCAGUACUUCAUGAAUAUUACCAACUAGGUGACCUCAUCAUUGGCGGAAUUGCAUCACAUACAGUUUAUCUUUCAGAGAUGGCUUCCUUCAAGAAUCACCCCAACAAGGCGUUGAUUAAUCAGCCUGUUGUACUGACUAAGAGCUAUCAGCAUGUCCUGGCCUUGGCAUUCGCUGUAAAUGAAAUAAAUGAAAAUUCUCAGAUCUUACCCAAUGUCAGUUUAGGAUUACGCAUCCAUGACACCAAUUUCAAUGUACAGCAGACCUUUCAUGCCACAAUGAAAUUUCUUGCCUCACGAAAAGAAAAUCUCCCCAACUACAAGUGUGAUAUCCAGGACUAUCUGAUAGGUGUCAUUGGGGAACUUCACCCUACAACAUCUUUCCACAUGGCAACAUUGUUACACAUCUACAAAGUUCCACAGAUCACCUAUGGGUCAGUUCCAGUGAUACAUGGUGAAUUCCCAGGGCUUUCUUUCUACCAGAUGGUCCCAAACGAAGACCAUCAAUAUGAAGGGAUUGCUGAGUUACUUCUGCAUUUCAAGUGGACAUGGAUUGGGAUCAUUGCUGUGGAUAAUAACAAUGGAGAAAGGUUUGUGCAGGCCAUGCUUUCUCUGUUUCCUCAUAAAGGCAUUUGCCUUGCCUUCAUGCAAAAAAUCCUUCAAAUUAUGUAUUUCGAUGAUUUUUUUAAGAUUGGGGAGAAGAUGUGGGAAAUGUUUGACAUUGUAAUGGAAAGUAAAGCCAACACAUUGAUAUUUUAUGGAGAAAUAGAAACUUUUACAACUAUAAUGUGGAUGGAAAGACUGUCAGAAGUGGGAUACACAACAGUAAAACCCAAGGGGAAGGUGUGGAUCAUGACUACACAGAUGGAUUUUGUCUCAUUUUAUUACCAAAGGAAUUGGAAUAUGCAACUAAUCCAUGGUGCUUUAUCCUUCACUGUUCACACAAAUGAACUUCAAGGCUUCGAGCAAUUUCUUCAGAGCAGAAGUCCUUUCUUUGCAAGUGAAGAUGGUUUCAUCACAGACUUCUGGGAACAAGCAUUCCUUUGUCAUUUCUCAGUGAUGAAAAAGUUGUUUGAUGAAAAGUGCACUGGGGAAGAGAGCCUGGAGAGUCUUCCUGGGUCAGUUUUUGAGACAAGCAUGACUGGUCAUAGCUACAGUAUCUAUAAUGCUGCCUAUGCUAUGGCCCAUGCUUUACAUACAAUGACUUCAUCCAGGUCCAAACACAGAGCAAUGGUUUAUGAAGAAAAAGAGAAGCUUAAGAAUUGGCUGCCAUGGCAGCUCCACCACUUUUUACAGAGUAUUUCAUUCAACAACAGUGCUGGAGACAAAAUUUCCUUUGAUCACAAUGGGGCCCUGGAAGCUGGAUUUGACAUUGUCAACUGGAUCACAUUCCCAAAUCAAUCCUUCCUCAGAGUGAAAGUUGGAAAAGUGAAUCUCCAGACUCCCGUAAAAGAAUUCACUAUUAAUGAGUCUACUAUUACAUGGCACAUUGGAUUUAACCAGACACUGCCUAUUUCUGUGUGUACAGACAGUUGCCAUCCUGGUUAUCACAAAAAAAGGAAGGAAGGAGCGCCAUUUUGCUGCCAUGAUUGCAUCCCGUGUCCUGAAGGGAAGAUUUCCAACCAGAAAGACAUGAACGACUGUUUCUGGUGCCCAGAAGACCGUCACCCAAAUGAAGAUCAGGAUUUUUGCACUCCCAAAGCUGUAAGCUUCCUGGCUUUUGAAGAGCCCUUGGGAAUCAGCUUAGUCACUGGUGCUCUUUCAUGUUCUUUAAUCACAGCUCUUGUGCUUGUGGAAUUUAUGAAGUAUCAUGACACUCCUAUUGUCAAAGCUAACAACAGGAAUCUUACCUACCUUCUCCUUCUCUCCCUCCUGCUCUGCCCCCUCUGUGUAUUGCUCUUCAUUGGCAGACCUUGGAUACUGGGGUGUCUAUUCCGACAAACUGCCUUUGGCAUCAUCUUCUCCAUGGCUGUUUCUUCUGUAUUGGCAAAAUCUGUCACUGUGGUUCUGGCUUUCAUGGCCACCAAGCCUGGUUCUAAAAUGAGGAAAUGGGUGGGGAAAAGACUGGCCUCCUCCAUUGUUCUUUCCUGCUCCCUUAUGCAAGCAGGUAUUUGUGCUAUAUGGCUGGCAACCUCUCCCCCAUUCCCAGAUGUUGACAUGCAUUCUGUGACUGAAGAAAUUUUACUAGAAUGUAAUGAAGGGUCUGUGACUAUGUUUUACUGUGUCUUGGGGUACUUGGGCUUCCUGGCCAUUGUUAGCUUCACUGUGGCUUUCUUUGCCAGGAAGUUGCCUGACAGUUUCAACGAAGCCAAGUUUAUCACAUUUAGUAUGUUGAUCUUUUGCAGUGUCUGGUUAUCUUUUGUCCCAACCUACCUGAGCACGAAGGGAAAAUACAUGGUGGCUGUGGAAAUUUUUUCCAUCUUAUCAUCCAGUUUUGGCUUGCUGGGUUGUAUAUUUUUUCCGAAAUGCUACAUUAUUGUGCUAAGGCCUGAGCUGAACAAUAGGGAGCAACUCCUCAGGAAAAAAAAACUGAAUACAAUAUAA
Podarcis raffonei (Aeolian wall lizard) is the source of this 2631-nucleotide messenger RNA. Its product is annotated as vomeronasal type-2 receptor 26-like. The record is from RefSeq and is a predicted model, not a curated record. Gene Ontology annotation, molecular function: G protein-coupled receptor activity. Gene Ontology annotation, biological process: G protein-coupled receptor signaling pathway. The coding region runs from base 1 to 2631 and encodes 876 amino acids. Lineage: Eukaryota; Metazoa; Chordata; Lepidosauria; Squamata; Lacertidae. Gene Ontology annotation, cellular component: membrane. The transcript has 6 exons.